UGAAAGUGCAUAGACAUGGGUGAUGAGAGUGUUGCUGCUUGGCCUCAAGAGGACCCUCUGUGGCUCAGUUUCCUUGAGCAGAUAUCACAGUGUGUGGAGACACCGCCUCAAAUUCAGAAUCAAAACCAAGUGGUCGCAACAGAAAUGGGAUGCGAAUGUGAAUACGGUAGUGAAGCACACCGAGCAGCCUCGUUGAGUAGGUUUCGUCAAAAGAGGAAACGACGAUGUUUUGCUAAUAAAAUAAGAUACAAGACGCGUCAAGAAGCUACCCUCAGGGUACAUCGUAGUAAGAGCCAGCUUAUUUUGUCUAAAAUCCAAGGGUCAGAACAAGAUGUCAUUUAUCCAGAGAUAUUAUGCUGCAAUUGUGGCAUUAGCUCAAAAUGCACCCCUAUGAUGCGAAGAGGGCCAUCUGGACCAGGCUCACUUUGCAAUGCUUGUGGGCUUUCUUGGGCAAACAGGGGUGUCUUCAACUAUAAGAAAGCAAUUUAAUGUAUUUAAAUUAUUAAGGGAGAACACAUAAGAGAUCUCUGAAUUAUGAGUAUAUGUUGGACAGAAUAGUGUGUGGGAUAGAAAUUUUUCUUCUGUUCAGUUAAUUGUAUAGACAUCUAUAUAUUCUCUUAAAAGAUAAUUUGUAUAUAAUAAAAAAUUAUUAAUAAAUUUAUUUUGUGAGCUUUAGUUGUAGAUAUGCAACUCUUGUAAUUAAGAAUUUAUACAUGGACAUUAAAAGAUUGUGAAAAUACUCACUGUGACAGUUUUCUUAACCAUUCUAUUACUUUUUGCAAAAAAUAUAAAUAAAAAUUAAAUACCACAAGUUU
Messenger RNA from Vigna unguiculata (cowpea), 815 nucleotides. RefSeq names its product GATA transcription factor 25-like. NCBI's taxonomy places the organism in Eukaryota, Viridiplantae, Streptophyta, Magnoliopsida, Fabales, Fabaceae. Gene Ontology annotation, molecular function: sequence-specific DNA binding; protein binding; zinc ion binding. The record is from RefSeq and is a predicted model, not a curated record. Gene Ontology annotation, biological process: regulation of DNA-templated transcription.